Molecule: messenger RNA, 1287 nt
Organism: Indicator indicator
Lineage: Eukaryota; Metazoa; Chordata; Aves; Piciformes; Indicatoridae
Gene: CHST8
Product: carbohydrate sulfotransferase 8
Exons: 3
Coding region: 1-1287 (428 amino acids)
Biological process (GO): carbohydrate biosynthetic process; proteoglycan biosynthetic process
Cellular component (GO): membrane
Molecular function (GO): sulfotransferase activity
Source: RefSeq, a predicted model, not a curated record
AUGAGGCUGACAUGUAUGUUCUCCUUCAUCUUGCUGUUUGGAGCAGCUGGGCUGGUUGUCUUCAUUCACCUGCAGGAUCCAGAAGAAAUAGUUCAUCAGCAGACCCCAGGGAUAAAAUAUAACAUGGGAUUCCAGCAACCAAAACAAGACUGUGUUCCCAGUGAGAGCCAGGAGGGCAGAUUAAGAAGGAGCACUGCAGAGGGAGCAGCAGAGCAGAGCAAUUCCCUUCCCCUGCCUGAAGAUGCACCCACUAAGAUGCACAGCACAGACACAAGGCACAGCAGCCUGCUGCUGGUGAUGAAAGACCACCAGAAGGGGGAAGAAAUCAGCCCCAUCAGGCUUCAUAAACGGAGAAGAAGAUUUAUCAAGAAGAGCCCAAUCCUGAUCUCCAUGAACAGCUCCGUUCCCAACCUGCCCACGCUCAGAUCUGAGGACAGAGACAACAGCAAGUGGAGAAGUCUCUACGAGACCCAGAGGGAACGAAAGCAGAUGAUGAGGGAAACCUGCUCUAAGUACAAGAGUAACAGCAGGAGGAUAAUCACCCCUUACCACGUCUCCAGGAUCUUCGUGGCAGACAAGUACAGAGUGCUGUACUGCGAGGUGCCGAAGGCUGGCUGCUCCAACUGGAAGCGUGUGCUCAUGGUUCUGAAUGGGCUGGCUGCCUCCACCAAGGACAUCCAGCACAACACGGUGCACUACGGCAACUACCUGAAGAGGCUGGAUGGGUUUGACCACAAAGGCAUCUACUACAGGCUCAACACCUACACAAAGAUGCUCUUCGUCCGAGAGCCUUUCGAGAAGCUGGUGUCUGCCUUCCGGGACAAGUUCGAGCACCCCAACAACUACUACCACCCGGUGUUUGGCAAGGCCAUCAUCUCCAGGUACCGCCCCAACGCCACCAAAGAAGCACUAAGGACAGGCUCCGGGGUCACGUUCAGAGAGUUCAUCCAAUACCUCCUGGACGUGCACAGGCCGGUGGGGAUGGACAUCCACUGGGACCACAUCAACAGGCUCUGCAGCCCCUGCUUGAUAGACUACGACUUCGUUGGGAAAUUCGAAAGCAUGGAAGAAGAUGCAAACUUCUUCUUGCAUUUAAUUGGUGCUCCACAAAACUUAACGUUCCCCAAGUUCAAAGACAGGCACUCCACUGAAGAAAGAACUACUACUAAAAUCACUCAGCAGUAUUUUGCACAGCUCUCUCCUGCUCAGCGCCAGCAAAGCUACGACUUUUACUACAUGGAUUACUUGAUGUUUAACUACUCAAAACCCUUUGAAGAUUUGUAUUGA